GUCUGGCUGGGGCGGUUGGGGCAGCGCGGUGCGGGCAGGAGGAGCCUCUCCAGCCUGCUGUGCCAGGGCCAGCCAAGCCCUCCGGGGAGACCAGCAGCUGCUUCCCCAUAGCCAUGUGGGUGCCCCCCUCACAGGCAGCCAGCCCCAGCUCCUCGCUGCCUUCCCUCCUUGUGCCUUGAAUCGCACCCGCCAGCUCAGGAUCUGGGAUCCAGGAUCAGAGACAACAACCCUGGGGGGUCCAGAGGGGUGCUGGUGAGAGAGGGGGCAGGAAGCCCCCCCCCAGCUGUGCUGGAACCCCACUGGGGAGCUGGCCAGGGGGAGCUUGGCAGAACCAGGUUAACCCUUUGAGGGCUGGCACACUGACUGCAGAAGAAUCAGCAUCCCUGUCGCUGAGGGGCCAUCCCCUCUCUCUGCCUGUCGCUGACCCCUGCUCCCCUCUGCAGCUGCAAUGAAUCCGAUGCAGAAGCUGCUGCAGCUGCCGGCCAGCGCGGUGAACCUGGUGAGGUUCCAGCAGGGAAUGGCAGGUGAAGAGGCCAAGAGUCCGGUGCUGACACCUGACGGAGGGCAGCAGGUCUGGUACAACGCUAUGCAGGCCGACGAGCUCCGUCUGCUCAAGUCGCCAGAGCAGGUGGCUGCCCCAGAGAACAGCACCAGUGGCAGCCAGACACAGCCACUACGACACGAUGACCUGAAGGAGAUGCUGGACAGUAACAAGGACUCACUGAAGCUGGAGGCCAUGAAGAGGAUCGUGGCUAUGAUCGCCAGGGGGAAGAAUGCGUCCGACCUCUUCCCAGCUGUCGUCAAAAACGUGGCUUGCAAGAACAUUGAGGUGAAGAAGCUGGUGUACGUCUACUUGGUCCGCUAUGCGGAAGAACAGCAGGACCUGGCCCUGCUCUCCAUCUCCACCUUCCAGCGAGGACUAAAGGAUCCCAACCAGCUGAUCCGGGCCAGUGCCCUGCGGGUUCUCUCCAGCAUCCGGGUGCCCAUCAUAGUGCCCAUCAUGAUGCUGGCCAUCAAGGAGGCGGCGUCAGACAUGUCUCCAUACGUGCGCAAGACGGCUGCUCAUGCCAUCCCCAAGCUGUACAGUUUGGAUUCAGAUCAGAAGGACCAGCUGAUCGAAGUGAUUGAGAAGCUGCUGGCGGAUAAGACCACACUGGUGGCAGGCAGCGUGGUGAUGGCCUUUGAGGAGGUUUGCCCCGAGCGCAUUGACCUGAUCCACAAGAACUAUCGGAAGCUGUGCAACCUGCUGAUCGACGUGGAGGAGUGGGGCCAGGUGGUGAUCAUCAAUAUGCUGACCCGCUACGCGCGCACCCAGUUCCUCAGCCCCAACCAGAACGAGUCCCUGCUGGAGGAGAACCCGGAGAAGGCCUUCUACGGCUCCGAUGAGGAGGACUCCAAGGAUGACAAGCCGGACGCGGCCUCUCUGGUGAAGCGCAAGCCCUAUGUGAUGGACCCUGACCACCGGCUGCUGCUGCGCAACACGAAGCCCCUGCUGCAGAGCCGCAAUGCCGCGGUGGUGAUGGCCGUAGCUCAGCUGUACUUCCACCUGGCACCCAAGGCCGAGGUUGGGGUCAUUGCCAAGGCGCUGGUGCGUCUUCUGAGGAGCCACAGUGAGGUGCAGUGGGUGGUGCUGCAAAACGUGGCCACAAUGUCCAUUAAGCGGCGGGGGAUGUUCGAGCCAUAUCUGAAGAGCUUCUACAUCAGAUCCACAGACCCCACCCAGAUUAAGAUCCUCAAGCUGGAAGUUCUCACCAACCUCGCUAACGAAACCAACAUCUCCACCAUCCUGCGGGAGUUCCAGACCUACAUCCGGAGCAUGGACAAGGACUUUGUAGCUGCCACCAUCCAGGCCAUCGGGCGCUGCGCCACAAACAUCGGGAAGGUCCGAGACACCUGCCUGAAUGGCCUUGUGCAGCUUCUCUCCAACAGGGAUGAGCUAGUGGUGGCUGAGUCCGUGGUCGUCAUUAAGAAGCUGCUGCAGAUGCAGCCCUCUCAGCACAGCGAGAUCAUCAAGCACAUGGCCAAGCUCACCGACAACAUCCAGGUGCCCAUGGCCCGGGCCAGCAUCCUCUGGCUGAUUGGCGAGUACUGCGAGCACGUGCCCAAGAUCGCACCCGAUGUGCUGCGCAAGAUGGCCAAGUCCUUCACCGGUGAGGAGGACAUCGUCAAGCUGCAGGUCAUCAACCUGGCAGCCAAGCUCUACCUGACCAACUCCAAGCAGAGCAAGCUGCUGACCCAGUACGUGCUGAACCUGGCCAAGUACGACCAGAACUACGACAUCCGGGACCGGGCCCGCUUUAUCCGUCAGCUCAUCGUGCCCACCGAGAAGAGCGGGGCCCUUAACAAGUACGCCAAGAAGCUCUUCCUGGCGCAGAAGCCCGCCCCCAUCUUGGAGUCUUCCUUCAAAGAUCGGGACCAUUUCCAGCUCGGCUCGCUCUCACACCUCCUCAACGCCAAGGCAGUGGGCUACCAGGAGCUCCCCGACUGGCCGGACGAGGCCCCCGACCCAUCUGUGCGCAAUGUGGAGGUUCCGGAAUGGACCAAGUGCACCAGCCGAGAGAAGAGGAAAGAGAAGGUGGAGAAGCCAUUCUACUCAGAUUCAGAGGGAGAGUCCGGGCCCACGGAAUCAGCAGACAGUGAACCGGAAUCUGUCAGUGAGUCGGAGAGCGAGAGUGGCAGCAGCAGCAGCGAGAGUGGCUCUGACUCGGGAAGCCGGGGCGAGGAGAGUGGAGACCAGUCGGAGGAGGAGGAGAAGAAGAAGAAGGGAAAGGAAGGGCCCCGGAAAGCCUGCCUGGAGAGCGCUGGGAGCGACCCCAGCGAGGAGGAGGAGGAGCAGGGGAAGAAGAAGAAGAAGCCGCAGCAUGAAGGGAAAGGGGGUUCCGAGACCUCAUGGGAGGAGGGCAGCAUCUCGGAGAGCAGCUCGUCCGAGUCAGACUCAGGCUCCGAGGCAGAGGAAUCCCAGUCAGAGCCGGAGAGCAAGAGGAGAACCACGCAUCCCAGCAGCAAACCCGCCCCAAAGGCCUCCAGGAAAGGGACCAAGGAGAUCUCCUUGCUGGACCUGGAUGACUUCACCCCCGCUCCACCCCAGCCAGCCUCCUCCCCCGCUAUUGUCUCCACCAGCCUGGUGACUGACCUGGAGGGACUCACACUGACCAACGCCUCGUUGACUCCUACUAUGCUCAGCCCCGUGUUCAGCACCGUGAAGACCUACGAGCUGCUGCACCGCAUGGCGGGCGAGGGGCUCUCGGUAGAGUACUACUUCAACCGGCAGCCCUUCCCCCCUGACCCCCACAUGGUGGGCGUGCAGAUCCAGUUCUCCAACAACACAGAGUCGGAGGUGAAGAACCUGCGGGUCAGCGAGCCCAAGCUGGUGUCUGGGAUGCGAAUCCAGGAGUUCCAGGAGAUUGAGUCCUUAGCGCCUGGCGACACCGCCAACGUAAUCAUGGGCAUCGACUUCUGCGACUCCACCCAGGCGGCCAACUUCCAGCUGUGCACCCACUCGCGUCAGUUCUACGUCUCCAUCCAGCCGCCGGUGGGAGAGCUCAUGGCCCCAGUGUUCAUGAGUGAGAACGAGUUCAAGAAGGAGCAAGGCAAGCUGACAGGAAUGAGUGAGAUCACGGAGAAGCUGACGCUGCCGGACAAAUGCCAGAGUGACCACACGAUCGUCCAGCGAGUGACGGCGGCCGCCAACGUCAGCCGCGUGCCCUGCGGAGUGGACAAUGAGUACAGGUUCGCUGCCAAGACGGUGACCAGCGGGAGCCUCGUCCUCAUCACCUUGGAGCGGAAGGAAGGAGCCAGGGCCCACCUAACUGUCAACAGUGAGAAGAUGGUGAUUGGCACCAUGCUGGUGCAGGACGUUAGCCAGGCCUUGGCACAGUGACCAGGAGGCUGCUGCUGCUCCUCCCCAUCCCCCCGCAGCCUCUGAACAGCACCCUGCCCAUCCCCCCACCAAGAUUCCCCCCUCCCCACUUUCUGUUGUCCACAUCUCAGCCCCCUCUCCAUUGGCUGGCAGCAGUGAUAGACAGACCUGCUCCUCCCACCCCUUUCCAAGGCUUGGGAACUGGGACAGGGUGCUCCCUGCUGUCCUUACCCCCC
Messenger RNA from Terrapene triunguis (Three-toed box turtle), 4095 nucleotides. RefSeq names its product adaptor related protein complex 3 subunit beta 2 (gene AP3B2). The record is from RefSeq and is a predicted model, not a curated record. Gene Ontology annotation, biological process: anterograde synaptic vesicle transport; vesicle-mediated transport; intracellular protein transport. Gene Ontology annotation, cellular component: AP-3 adaptor complex; membrane coat. The coding region runs from base 449 to 3880 and encodes 1143 amino acids. The transcript has 27 exons. Lineage: Eukaryota; Metazoa; Chordata; Testudines; Emydidae.